AGGGAACAGUUGCUGGGAGGCGACAGUCGACCCGUGAGGGCAUGUCAACCGUACCAGCUCCUAAACUUCUCAACUAUAGAAGUAAAUCGCUAGUGAUUAAGAGAAUAUGUAGGACAGAUAGCUGGGGUAACUCAGGGAACGUUAUACUACAUACACCUCUUAUGAGCGAGACUAUCAAAUUGCCGGAAACUCCUAAAGCCCAAGGUACCGCGGAGAGCGUGAAAACGGUCUUGCAGCAGCACGUCGAAAGGCGUGUGGAUGAAAUACACCCUCCUUUAAAAGAAGGAAUGGGCAAUCGGCAGCCAA
This is a messenger RNA of Racocetra persica, 306 nucleotides long. NCBI's taxonomy places the organism in Eukaryota, Fungi, Glomeromycota, Glomeromycetes, Diversisporales, Gigasporaceae. The record is from the annotation of a GenBank genome assembly.